This is a messenger RNA of Gadus morhua (Atlantic cod), 4836 nucleotides long. RefSeq names its product regulating synaptic membrane exocytosis 1a (gene rims1a). Gene Ontology annotation, biological process: intracellular protein transport; regulation of synaptic plasticity; positive regulation of synaptic transmission. The record is from RefSeq and is a predicted model, not a curated record. Gene Ontology annotation, molecular function: transmembrane transporter binding; small GTPase binding. The transcript has 33 exons. NCBI's taxonomy places the organism in Eukaryota, Metazoa, Chordata, Actinopteri, Gadiformes, Gadidae. Bases 246 to 4814 code for a protein of 1522 amino acids. Gene Ontology annotation, cellular component: presynaptic membrane; cytoskeleton of presynaptic active zone.
GAGAAGAUAGCCGAGCGACGCGAGGGACCGAGAGAGGGAGAGGAAGGUGUUGAACGAGGCAACCAGGAAGCACCGCGGAGCGCUCACGCGAGCGCCAUGGGAGCCGUGCGUCUCUUACUCCAUCCGACGCGCCGUCCGUGGGCCAUGUCGUGAUCCGUGGGCUCCUGUCCGCCAGCCAGCGGGGCAUUUCUGUCCGUGAUCCGAGGCGCCGUGGAGGAGGAGGAGGAGGAGUGGGUUAGGAGAACAUGUCCGCCUCGGUGGGCCCUCGGGGCGGCCCGCGCCCACCCGUCGCGCCGGCCAUCCCCGAACCGGACCUUAGCCAUUUGACGGAGGAGGAGAGGAAGAUCAUCAUGGCAGUGCUCGCGAGGCAACGGGAGGAGGAGGCUAAGGAGGAAGCCAUGCUAAACGAAGAGAAGCCUAUCCAAGCUAGAACAGUCAACCUUGUGGGACAGAAGAGGCCGCUGCAGCAAAACGACGUCAGAGGCAUCCAGCAACAGCUGACCAGCUACAGGGAAACAGUGGUCCGGCAGGCGGCCGUGGCGGCAGGGGCCGGCACGCACCGCGACGACGCGCCCACCUGCGGCAUCUGCCACAAGACCAAGUUCGCGGACGGGUGCGGACACCUGUGCUCCUACUGCCAGACCAAGUUCUGCGCCCGCUGCGGUGGGCGAGUCUCACUGCGCUCCAACACGGAGGACAAAGUGGUCAUCUGGGUGUGCAAUAACUGCCGGAGGCAGCAGGAGCUCCUCACCAAGCCCGGCGAGUGGUUCGCCGGUCCGGAGGGGACGCUGCUCUGCUCCGACCCCGCCGACAAGAAGCUCCGCUCGCGCUCCCAGGCCCCCCCCGGCUCCGCCCAGCCGCCCGAUGAGCCCGGCCGGCUGAGCGGGCCCGGAACGACGCCGGGAUUCGACCCCCGAUCGCGCAGCGAGCCGCCGCGAGAAACGUACUGUGGGUCUCUCUAUGGAGCCAUCUGUCUUGGCAGGAGGAACGGCAGAGGAGCUGGAGGAGGCGGAGGAGCUGCAGGCCAGGGGGAGCGCAGGCCGGGCCAGCCCCGACUCAAAGCUCAGGUGUCCGUGGACCGACACUUGCGGGGCGACUCCAGGGAACGUCGCGAGGGCCGGCAGCUGACCAAGGGCCGCUCCCUGGAGCACGACCCCGUGGGGGCCGGCAACGGUGGAGGGCCCGGCAGGAGGAUGGAGGAAGGGGGCUACCAUCACACGGACCACCCGGCCGGUAGCAACCCUUCUCUCCCUCGCCAGCACCUCGGCACGCAGCAGCAGCAGCAGCAGCAGCAUCCCUCACACAUGGGGGGGCCCGGGGCCCCCGGGGGCCGGGGCCACCAGCUCCCUGUUAAAGGAGGAACCGUCAGCGUGGGGUUCGAGGCGAUGGCCCGGGUGGGCGCGGCGGGCCCAAUGGCGCCCAAACAGAGGACGGCGGGCGGGAUGGGGGUGGGGUUGGGUGGGCUGCAUGAACACGCACCGCCCUCGCAGCCGGGCAACGGGGCCCCUGAACUCCGGGAACCCUCGGGGAUGGGGCCCGGCUCGGGCUCCGCGGCGGCGGGGGACGAGGGGGGCCCGCCGCCGGCCCGGCGGAGCAAGCGGGAGAAAGCGGAGAGCAUGCUGCGCAACGAUUCGCUGAGCUCGGACCAGUCGGAGUCCAUGCGGCCGCCGCCGCCGCGGCCGUACAAGUCGAAGCGUGGGACGGGCGGCGCCGGGGGGAAAAGGCAGACCAGCGUCAGCAGCUCUGAGGAGGAGGGCGGGACCACGCCCGAGUACAGCAGCUGUGAGGACGCCGAGAUAGAGAGCGUCUCAGAGAGAGGUGACUGGGAGUGCUACCCUCACGACCCCAGUGUAUGGCACCAUCCCGUAGCCUGGGAACCGUCCAAAGAAGGAGACCAUCAAAUAGGACGCAUCACCCUGAGCAAGAGGAGUGCCGCCAUGCCAAAAGAGGCCGGGGCCCUACUGGGGUUAAAGGUGGUGGGCGGCAGAGUGACAGAGUCAGGGAGGCUAGGAGCCUUCAUCACCAAAGUCAAGAAGGGCAGCCUGGCUGACGUUGUGGGCCAUUUAAGGGCAGGUGAUGAAGUUUUACAAUGGAAUGGCAAGCUGUUGCCGGGGGCAACCAUGAAGGAAGUUUACAACAUCAUCCUUGAGUCUCAAGCCGAGCCCCAAGUGGAUCUGGUGGUAUCCCGGCCUAUUGGGGUGUGUAGAAAAUAUCAUGAUAUCCCAAGAAUCCCCGACACAUCACACCCUCCAUUAGGAUCUACAGGUUCCAGCUCCUUCGAGUCCCCCAAGAUGGACCGACCGUCCAUCUCCGUCCAGUCUCCCUCCAACGCCGGCAUGCUGCGAAACGCACCGCAGCUGCUGCCUGGACAGAUCUCUGUGAGGCUGUGGUAUGACAAAGCGGGCCACCAGCUUAUCGUCAACGUGCUGCAGGCCGUGGAGCUUCCCCUCCGACCGGACGGGCGACCCAGAAGCCUUUACGUCAAGAUGUACUUCCUCCCGGACCGAAGCGACAAGAGCAAGCGGCGGACGAAGACGGUGAAGAAGACGGUGGAGCCCAAGUGGAGCCAGAAGUUUGUGUACACGCACGUGCACCGCCGGGACUUCCGCAACCACAUGCUGGAGCUGACCGUGUGGGACCAGCCCCGGAUGCCCGACGAGGACAGCACCUUCAUGGGGGAGAUCCUGAUAGAGUUGGAGACGGCGAAGCUGGACGACCAGCCCCACUGGUACCCCCUCCAGACCCACGACGUGUCCUCCAUCCCUCUGCCCCGCCCCUCGCCCUACCUGCCACGCAGGAACACAAACACAGAAGCCCCGGCCAAGAAGCUGCAGCCAGACGGGCGCGGCCGGGAGAGACAGCGGGAGCCCUUGUCCAGCCUGGAGGUGCCGGAGCAGCGCCAACCGUCCAAUCACCAUCUCCGAUCUCGCUCCGUCUCGCCACACCGCGAGGAGCAGGGGCGCACGCGCUCCCGGCCCCCCAACAUCCCCACCCAGCGGAGCCUGGACGACGAGAUCCCCCAGAGCCGGCGCUCUCGCUCCCCGAAGCGCUACCCCGACUCCUCCAGGGGCCACCACCAGAGCCACGACUAUCUCCAGGACAGUAAGCUCAUCAUGAUCCACCAAUCAAUGCGGGGCAAAAGUGCUGAGUGCCUACACAUCAGUGAUGUGCAGCCGUCUCUGGACAGGGCUCGGAGCGCUAGCACCAACUGUCUGCCCUCAGACUACCAUGCCCCCUCACCAGAGUCUGAAAGAAAACCUUUUUCCCAAUCCCUGCCCCGGAGACGUCCGGCCAGCCCUAGGAUUCUUAUCCAACAUGCGUCCCCCGAAGAUGACAGGUACCCCCCCCCCCCCCCCCACACCCAAGUGCUGUACCCUGGGACCCUGGGAACACAUGAAUGUCACACUCUGGGCAGGAUGCUGGCUGACAGUGUCCGCGGUGGCAGGGGCCAUCCCCAGGGCGGGACCCCUCAGUCGUCCUCCGCAGCCCCCCCCUCUGCCCGCAGGGUGAGACAGCUCCCCCAGGUCCCGGCAAAAAUCAGUACGGUGGAGGAAGCCCUGGCGUCGGAGGAGCUUCUUCGGCAGCUGCCAAUAAGGGUCCAUUCCAACCGGACAUCGGCCCCCGCGGCCUCCAGCCAACAAGACCUCACCCGGAACCUGAAGAACAAACGAGAGCUCUAUAAGGACCAGCCGAGGAGCUGUGAGAACGUUUCUCACAAGUCCUCGGACAGCGAUGUCAGCGACGGGUCAGCCCUGUCUCGCACCAGCAGUGCCUCUCACAUCAGUAGCACCAGCUACAUGUCCAUCCAGUCAGAGAGACCCAGGGGCCGCUUAAGCCGUGCCAUGCGAGCCACGGGCCGCCAGAUGCUGAAGAGCACCAGCUGCGAGGUGAUCGGCAUGGAGCACGCCGACGGCAGCCAGUCGGACACGGCGCUGGGCAGCGGCGUCAAGAAGCGGCGCCCAAGCAUCGGUCAGCGUGUGGUCGCCAUACUGCCGUCCCGGAGGAGCCAGAGCACCUCGCAGAUCAGUCAAACAGAGGCGGCAUCAAAGGCGGUGGAGAGCCGGAAGGGUAAAGAGGCGCCAGCGAGUAAGAAGUCUGGUAAAGGCAGCAGCAGCAUCCAGAGGAGUGUGGAGACGGGCAUGGCGGUGGAGCUACCCCGGGGGGGGGUCUCCACCGUGAACCGGCAGGCCAGCAGGGACUCCACGGACGGCAGCAUGAACAGCUACAGCUCAGAGGGGAAUCUGAUCUUCUCAGGGAUGCGGCUAGGGGCUGACAGUCAGUUCAGUGACUUCCUGGAUGGAUUAGGCCCCGCCCAGCUGGUGGGCCGGCAAACCCUGGCCACGCCUGCCAUGGGAGACGUCCAGCUCGGUCUGACGGACAAGAAGGGCCAGCUAGAGGUGGAAGUGAUCAGGGCCCGUGGCCUUAUCCCAAAAACAGGCUCGAAAUCCCUCCCAGCUCCCUACGUCAAGGUGUACCUGCUGGACAGCGGAGCGUGUAAAGCCAAAAAGAAAACCAAGAUUGCACGGAAGACCCUGGAGCCGCUGUAUCAGCAGCAUCUGCUCUUCGAGGAGAGCCCCCGGGGCAAGGUGCUCCAGGUCAUAGUAUGGGGCGACUAUGGACGACUGGACCAUAAAUGCUUCAUGGGUGUGGCACAGAUCCUAUUGGAGGAGCUGGACCUCUCCAGUACCGUGAUUGGCUGGUACAAACUGUUCCCCCCUUCCUCGCUGGUGGACCCUACGUUAGCCCCGCUCGCGAGGCUGGCGUCCCAGACGUCACUGGACAGCUCAGGACCGCCUCCCGGCGUUCGAUCCUAGUGACCGAAGGGGGGACCGCACC